ACUAAUUUAAAACGAUUUGUUAACAAAUAAGCAAGCAUUUUACAUUUAUUUUUUAAAAAAAUUAUUUAUUCUUUUAUGCCAAUAUAAUAGUAAUCGACAUCAGAAAAUGGAUGGAAACCAUUAAACAAAAUAUUGAUCAAAAUGAAAGUUUUAUACUUUUUUUCAUUUAGAGCAAUUUUUGUAUUCUUGAUUGGAGUCUGGAAAACAGAGACAAGUCCUUUACUUUCAGAACUAUUUUCACACCAGAUCAAGAUUAAAGGCCAUGAUGGACCAUUUGUAGCCAAAACAAAUGAAGAGUUAACUAAAGAAUGUGAAGCAGAAGAAAAAACACAAGAUUUAAAAACCUUGGGUGUCAUUGAAGAAGGAGAUAUAGAAGUGACAGAGUUAUUUGAUCAACUCAGAAGUGGAAAAAAAUCAGAUUUUUGGACACUUAAAGAGUACCAUUGGGAAAAUAAUACAGUCCCAUAUACUAUCUCAUCAUCAACAAGUUUAAAAAAACAUGAAAAUCCAGCAUGCGAAGGUAUUAUUGAUAUUGGCUUUAUAUUGGAUUCAUCAAAUAGCUUAGAAAACGACUAUAGGCAUGAGAAAGAAUUUAUAAAGAAACUUGCUAGCAAAUUUGGGGUUAGUCACAAUGGCUCCCAUGUUUCUCUUGUUGCUUUUAGCCAGAUUGCAACUAUUAAUAUCAAGCUUAAUGAUUUUUUUGAAAUUUCUGCUUUUAACACAGCAGUUGACCGAGUACCACAUAUAAAUGGUGAUUCAAGAAUUGGUUUAGGUUUGCGGACUGCAUUAGAAAUUUUUGAGGAAAGAAAUGGAGCAAGAAAUAAUAUACCUAAACUUUUAUUUGUGCUAAUAAACACUGAACAAAUUAAAAAUGAUGAAAUUGAAAAUCCUUUAAUUGUUGCCAAUGAAAUCAGAAACAAAGGAAUUGAUAUAAUCGCUAUAGGAAUUGGAAAACCUACCUAUCAUGAAAAGCUGAUGAGUAUUGCUGGUAGUAAAGGAAAUUUGUUUUUGGCAAAGGAGUUUAAGGACUUAGUUGUUAAUGAUUUUGUAAAUAAAGUAAAAGCUGGCAGUUGUUUUUCAGGGGACAUCAGAAAGGAAACACAGUUGCAAAAAGAUAAUUUAAUUGCUACUUUACCAACUGUUGAAAAAGAAUUUAAAAUAUCUUUUGAAAUGAAAACAACUUCUUAUUCUGCUGGGUAUCACAGUGUUUUUAAACUGGAUUUGGGCAACGGCUUGUUUAUUGCUAUUUAUUUUACUGAAGAAGGUCAUGGAACUCUUGCUGUUGCAUCCUUUAUAAGUAGUUCAGUAAGUGAAGAAAUAAAAUCAGAAAAUAAAAUUACUUUAAACCGUUGGGUUGCAGUUAAAAUAUCUCAACAAUUGUAUAGUGGUAUAUACAUUUAUGCUGUUGAAGUUGCAGGGAAAACACUGCUUUCAAAAGUGAAUUCAAAUGUUCAAGAUUUUAAUUCAGUGAGUGUGUACGCAUCUGAUCCAGAUAAUCUGGCACAAGCUGGCUCAAUUCGCAAUCUCAAAAUUAAAAAUGGAAAUGAAGGAUUUCUUGUAAAACAACAGAGCCCAUUAAAAAAAGGUGCUCUAAUUGCAACUUUGCCAAAACUUGAAAAAGAAUAUGUUUUGUCCUUGGAUAUUCAACCUGAAGAUUUUCCUGAUAUCUACCAUAAUAUUAUUCAGUUAGCAUCUGGUAAUGACAACUUUGGAGUCAGUAAUAAUAACCCUGCAAUAUGGCUUCACAAAGGGGCCAACGGAAAGCUCAAUUUAGCUGCUUUAGUCAAUUCAAAGCAUGUAAUUUUUCAUAAAGUGUCACUUGAUUUGAAUUUUUGGAGCAAAAUAACAUUAUCUCAACAGUUAAUUGCAGGGUCAUACAUCUACUCUAUUACUGUGAAUGAUACAGAAGUUUAUUCUGAAAAAAAAGAUUUUCCUGUUGAGCUGGACAUAGUAAAAGUGUACGCUGGUUCUCCUGAUGAUGUUACCCAACAAGGUUUAAUAAGAAAUUUUUAUGCUUCAAAUGGAAAUAAAGCUGAAAAAUCACCAGAUAAAACAUGUGAACAGAUAAGUGAUAUUCUAGUGCUUAUUGAUUCUUUUGCAAAUAAACAAGAGGAUGCCAACACAGAGAAAACAUUUUUAAAAAAAUUUGCCCAUACAUUUGAAGUGACAAAUGAUGGCUCACAUUUGGGAUUGAUUUCUUUUAAUUCUGAUGUUAAAAUGAACUUAAAAACAACUGAUAACCAAGUUGCUAGUAAUAUUGAUAAAUCAAUAGAUAGCAUAAAGUUUGUUAAUAAGCAGCUUGAUUUGCAGGGCUCUGGUCUCAUUAGUGCUCUUCAUUUAGCACAUGAGGAGUUUUUUUCUCAGCCAGAUAAAGAUAAAGAUCGUAUAGAUGAUGUUCCUAAAGUUCUUGUGUUAAUAUCAACUGAAGAGCAGGAGGAAGAUAAUGAACUGUGCGAGAAAUAUAAAGCAUUACUUCAUUCUAUGGAUUCUAUGAAUCCAUGUAAAAAUCACAAAUUAAAAAACACUCUUAACGAAAUACAAGGAGUAGACAAAUACCAUACCCAAGGUGAAAACUUCAAAUUAGGUUAUGGAGGCAGAAGAACAAUUCAUGAAACAAAAUCAAAUAUACAUGAAAAACUAUUUGGCAACAAAAUAUUCGGAGCAAAGAAAAAUAAAAUUGAAAAUCGAUAUCGAAAAGAUAGAUUUCAGAGAUCUGGUAUCAGUGAAAGAAGAAAUUGGAAGAAAUUUUUAAUUGGAAAAAUGAAGAAAAAUAACAAUAAAGAUAAUAUAGACUAUAUAAAAAAAUAUUGGGCAGAUAAAGAGAAUAGUCAAGUAGGUGUUAAGCGGGGUUAUGAGCAAGUGGGUGUUAAGCAGGGAAAUGGGCAAUUGGCUAAUAAACAUGGAUACAGACAAGUGGGUGUUCAGCCAGAAUAUGGACAGGCUUUUAAAAAAGCAUUAAUGCAAGGCAUUAAUAAUAUUAAAUUAGGCAAUAAAAUAAUAGAUCCAAAAUUAAAUAUUCAAUCAGUAAAUAAACCAGGAACAGCAUCGACAUCACCUGGCUUACUUACUCAAAAUAUAAAGCCACAAUCAACAGAGAACAAUAGAGAACAGCAAAAUGGUAAUGAUGUUAUUCCUCCGUUAGGCCAUCAAGUUGGUAAACCUCAAUUGUAUGAUGAAACUGAAAACAUUUUAUCACUGAACAAAUUGUCUGGAAAUAAAGUUAACAUUUAUAAUACUAAUGAAAUAAGUAAAACAAAGUUUACAGGUAGUUAUGGGAACCAAGAAUCAAACAAUAAACCAAUUAUAAAUCAAUUAGGUAAUAUAUUUGGAAAUUUUGAAUCAAUUAAAGAUAUUGGAAAACUCCAUGAGAGCAAUAAUUUAGCUGCUCCUCAUUUAGGUUACAAUACUCAAAGACCAGAAAUCAAUGAAAAUUUUCAUUUAAGCAAUAAUGCUUUUAGACCUCACCUUGCUUAUCAAAAUGAAAGUCCAGAAUCAUUUAACAGUGGAAUAAUGCAUACAGGUAAUAAAAUAGUUACACCUAAAUUAGGUAACAAAUUUGGUCUAACUAUGUCAGACAAACCACAUAAUGAUUCAAAUAAGUUAGCAUCACUAGCUUUAAAAAUGCGAAACAAAGGAGUUAUUAUUGUUGCGAUUGGAAUAGGGCCAAAUGUAGACCAGAAAAAACUGACUGAUAUAGCUGGCAGUUCAGACAAAGUACUGUUGGCAGAAAAAAUGCAAGAUUUAUUGGAAAAAGAUUUUCUUGCUAAAGUAAAGAAAGCAAGCUGUAGUGAAGAUGCCAGAACGGAAAGACUAUUAGAUAAUGGCAAGUUGUUAACAGUCUUACGCAAGAUCAGUAAAGAAUAUUCAAUUGUUUUUGAAUUAAAACCAAUAAACUUUACUUCUGGAUUGCAAAGUGUAAUACAUUUAGUAGAAGACAAUGGCAAUGGUUUACCUGGUAAAAUUUUCCUUGCAGUUUGGUUCAAUGGUAAAUCUGGAAAUUUAGUUGUUUCAUCUGAUGUCAGUGGAUAUAAAGGUUUUCAUUUCAUUUAUGACAAGACUAUUGCGGUAAAUGUAUGGACUGAAAUUGCAAUUUCACAGUUUAAAUAUAACGAUCUUGAAUAUGUUUAUGAAAUUAAAGUUAAUGGCAAGCAAGUUCAUUCCAUUAUGAACGAAGGAGCUCAAGAAUUUACAAACAUUAAUGUUUAUGCAUCUGAUCCUUUUAACCCUCCAUUAUCUGGUUCAAUAAGAAAUUUUGUUUUUACAAAUGGUGUCAAAGGACACGUUAUUCAUAAAGAAACACCUCUGGAGAGUGGUAAACUUCUUACAACCCUUCCGAAAUUGGAAUUAGAAUAUCAAAUUUGUUUUGAGAUAAAACCUGAAAUAUCCAAAAGUUUUCAAAGUGUUUUGCAAAUUAUGCAAACAGACCACAAAAAUAAUAAAUAUGGUAUAGAGAAAUUAGCAAUAUGGUUAGAUGAUGAGCUUAAUGGAAGAGUUACUUCAGGAAUCAAUGAUGAUUUUCAUGUUAAUUUUAAGAAAAGCUUAACACUACACACAUGGUCUAACAUUCGUAUUUCACAACAGUUGAUGCAUAACAAGUAUUUAUUUGAAGUUGAGUUGAACGGGAAUGAAGUUAUUUCAGUCGAAAAUCCAAAUCCAAAAGAAUUUGUCAAUUUAAAGGUCUACGCUUCUAGCCCAUUGUAUGAGUCAAUACCUGCUUCUAUCCGCAAUGUGAUUGUCACCAAUGGACAUGAAGAUAUCGAGUUGCGUAAAGUUGUCAGAUCUGCUAUUACAGAUUUUCAUGAUUUCACUUCAGUACGGUUUGUUCACCGCCAUGAAGAGCCUGAUUAUCUAACUUUUCAUCCAUCAGAAGGAUGCUACUCAAAGAUAGGAAAAGCUGGGGGCGAACAAAUCAUUAGUGUUGGCCUUGAAUGCAGAUGGAAAGGCACUGUUAUUCAUUUGAUCAUGCAUGCUCUAGGAUUUUUGCAUGAAACAUCAAGAGUCGAUCGUGAUGUACAUCUUAAAGUCAACUAUGAAAAUAUGUAUCAGAAGUCAAUCAUAAAUUUCAAAAAAUAUAAUGCUGGUCAAGAAAUGGGAUUGUUGUAUGAUUACUUCAGCAUCAUGCAUUAUAGAGCUUUAGCUUUCUCUAAAAAUGGAUUGCCCACUCUUACAAGUUUACAUCCCAAUAUCAAAGGAACUAUUUUAGGACAACGUAACGGGUUCAGUGAAAGUGAUAUUAAACGUAUUCACAAAGUGUAUCCGCCUAUGAUAGAUUACAAUGUGGAAAAACCUUUGGAACAAACAAACAACCCAGAAAACAAUUCAGAACAUCCCAACCAUCCUAAACACCAAGAUCAUUUAAAGCCUGAAGAAGUAAAAAAUAAACCAGGUGACCACCAAGAACAUCAUGAAUAUCCUGAUCAACCAGAUCAUUUAAAGCCUAACAAACAAACAGAGAAGCCAGGUGAUCAUCCAGGACAUACUGAACAUCUCUUAGGAGAUCAUGAAAAUCCCAAUCAUCUGGAUCAUUCAAAACCAAACAAAGAAACAGUAAAACCUGGUGAUCGUCUGGACCAUUCUAAUCACCAAGAUCAUUUAAAGCCUGACAAAGACACAGAAAAACCAGAUGACCAUCAAGGGCAUCCUGAACAUCCUAAUCAUCCCAAUCAUUUAAAUCCUGACAAAGAAACAGAAAAAUCAGGUGAUCACCCAGGACAUCUCGAACAUCUUAAUCACCCAGAUCAUUUAAAUCCUGAAAAAGAAACAGAAAAACCAUAUAUCCAUCCAGGACAACUUAAUUUACCUGAAAAUUUAAAACCUGAUUUAGACAACAAUAAACCAGUUGACCAUCCAGAACAUCCUGAACAUCCUAAUCAUCUCGAUCAUUCAAAGUCUGACAAAGAAACAGAAAAACCAAAUGACUAUCAAGUACAUCCGGAACAUCCUAAUCAACCCAAUCAUUUGAAUUCUGACAAAGAAACAGAAAAAUCAGGUGAUCACCCAGGACAUCUCGAACAUCCUGAUCACCCAGAUCAUUUAAAGCCUGAAAAAGAAGCAGAAAAACCAUAUAUCCAUCCAGGACAACUUAGUUUUCCUGAAAAUUUUAAACCUGAUUUAGACAACAAUAUACCAGUUGACCAUGAGAAACAUCCUGACCAUCCUAAUCAUCUCGAUCAUUCAAAGCCUGAUAAAGAUACAAAAAAACCAGGUACUCAUCCCGAACAUCCUAAUCACCCUGAUCAUUUAUAUCCUGACAAAGAAAGAGAAAAAUCAGAUGACCACCCAGGACAUCCAGAACAUCCAAAGCACCAAGAUCAUUCAAUGCCUGAUAAAGAAACAGAAAAACCAGGUGACCAUCCAGAACAUCCUGAUCACCAAGAUCAUUUAAAUCCUUACAAAGAAACAGAAAAACAAAAUGACCACCCAGGACAUCCAGAACAUCCUAAACACCAAGAUCAUUCAAAGCCUGAAAAAGAAACUGAAAAAUCAGGCGACCACCAACAACAUCCUGAUCACCCACUCAAUUCAAAACCUGACAAGGAAACAGAUAAACCUGAUGACUAUAUUGGACAUCCUGAACAUAUGGAUCACCCAGAUCAUUCAAAGCCUGACAGAGGAAAAGAAAAUCCAGUUGAUCAUCUAGGACAUCCUGAUAACCCAGAUCAGUCAAAACCUGAAAAAGUAACGGAAAGACCUGUUGACCAUAUAGGACAUCCUGAACAUCCAUAUCACCCAGAACAUUUGAAGCCUGACAAAGUCACUGAAAAACCUCUUGACCAUAUAAGACAUCCAGAUCAUCCGGUUGAUCAUAUAGAACAUCCUAAUAAUUCAGAUCAGUCAAAACCUGACAAAGAAACAGAAAAACCAGAUGAAUAUCCAGGACAUCAUCAACAUCCUGAUUAUCAAGACCAUUCAAAACCUAACGAAGAAACAGAAAGACCUGUUGACCAUAUAGGACAUCCUGAUCGUCCAGAUCAUCUAGACAAUUUAAAGCCCAAUAAAGAAACAGACAAACCACUUGAUCAUCUGGGACUUCCUAAUCAUCCUGAUCAUUUAAAGCCUGACCAAGAAACAGAAAAACCAGAUAAAUAUCCACAACAUCAUGAACAUCCUGAUCAUUCAAAGCCUGACAAAGAAACAGAAAAACCAAAUAAAUAUCCAGGACAUCAUGAAUAUCCUGAUCACCUUGACCAUUCAAAACCUGAAAAAGAAACAGAAAAACCUCUUGACCAUAUGGUGCAUCCUGAUCUUCCAGACCAUUUAAAGCCUGACAAAGAAACAGAAAAACCAUUUGAUCAUCUAGGGCUUCCUGAUCAGCCAGAUCAUUCAAAGCCUGACAGAGAAACAGAAAAACCUCAUGACCAUAUGGGACAUCCUGAUCUUACAGAUCACCCAGAACAUUUAAAGCCUGGAAAGGAAGCAGAAAAACCUCUUGACUUUGAUGGACAUCCUAAUCAUCCAGAUCAUUUAAAGCCUGACAAAGAAACAGAAAAACCAGAUAAAUAUCCGGAACAUCAUGAACAUCCUGAUCAUUCAAAGCCUGAUAAAGAAACAGAGAAACCUAAUGAAUAUCCAGGACAUCAUGAAUAUCCUGAUCACCUGGACCAUUCAAAACCUGAAAAAGAAACAGAAAAACCUCUUGACCAUAUGGUGCAUCCUGAUCUUCCAGACCAUUUAAAGCCUGACAAAGAAACAGAAAAACCAUUUGAUCAUCUAGGGCUUCCUAAUCAGCCAGAUCAUUCAAAGCCUGACAGAGAAACAGAAAAACCUUAUGACCAUAUGGGACAUCCUGAUCUCUCAGAUCACCCAGAUCAUCCAGACCAUUCAAAACCUAACAAAGAAACAGAAAAACCUCUUGAUCAUUUGGAACAUCCUAAUCACCCUGAUCAUCUAAAGCCUGAUAAAGAAACAGAAAAACCAGUCGAUCAUCUAGGGCUUCCUAAUCAGCCAGAUCAUUCAAAGCCUGACAGAGAAACAGAAAAACCUUACGACCAUAUGGGACAUCCUGAUCUUCCAGAUCAUUCAGACCAUUUAAAGCCUGAAAAAGAAAUAGAAAAACCUCAUGAGCAUAUGGUACAUCCUGAUCACCCAGAUCAUCCAGACCAUUUAAAACCUAACAAAGAAACAGAGAAACCUCUUGACCAUUUGGAAUAUCCUGACCACCUUGAUCAUCUAAAGCCUGACAAAGAAACAGAAAAACCAUUUGAUUAUCUGGGACUUCCUAAUCAUCCAGAUCAUUCAAAGCCUGACAGAGAAACAGAAAAACCUUACGACCAUAUGGGACAUCCUGAUCUUCCAGAUCAUUCAGACCAUUUAAAGCCUGAAAAAGAAACAGAAAAACCUUAUGAGCAUAUGGUACAUCCUGAUCACCCAGAUCAUCCAGACCAUUUAAAACCUAACAAAGAAACAGAAAAACCUCUUGACCAUUUGGAACAUCCUGACCACCUUGAUCAUCUAAAGCCUGAAAAAGAAACAGAAAAACCAUUUGAUUAUCUGGGACUUCCUAAUCAUCCAGAUCAUUCAAAGCCUGACAGAGAAACAGAAAAACCUUACGACCAUAUGGGACAUCCUGAUCUUCCAGAUCAUUCAGACCAUUUAAAGCCUGAAAAAGAAACAGAAAAACCUUAUGAGCAUAUGGUACAUCCUGAUCACCCAGAUCAUCCAGACCAUUUAAAACCUAACAAAGAAACAGAAAAACCUCUUGACCAUUUGGAACAUCCUGAUCACCCUGAUCAUCUAAAGCCUGACAAAGAAACAGAAAAACCAUUUGAUUAUCUGGGACUUCCUAAUCAUCCAGAUCAUUCAAAGCCUGAUAAAGAAACAGAAAAACCUUAUGACCAUAUGGGACAUCCUGAUCUUACAGAUCACCCAGAACAUUUAAAGCCUGAAAAGGAAGCAGAAAAACCUCUUGAUCUUAAUGGACAUCCUGAUCAUCCAGAUCAUUUAAAGCCUGACAAAGAAACAGAAAAACCAGAUAAAUAUCCAGAACCUCAUGAACAUCCUGAUCAUCCAAAGCCUGACAAAGAAACAGAGAAACCAAAUGAAUAUCCAGGACAUCAUGAAUAUCCUGAUCACCUUGACCAUUCAAAACCUGAAAAAGAAACAGAAAAACCUCUUGACCAUAUGGUGCAUCCUGAUCUACCAGACCAUUUAAAGCCUGAAAAAGAAACAGAAAAACCAAUCAAUCAUCUAGGGUUUCCUGAUCAGCCAGAUCAUUCAAAGCCUGACAGAGAAACAGAAAAACCUUAUGACCAUAUGGGACAUCCUGAUCUCUCAGAUCACCCAGAUCAUCCAGACCAUUCAAAACCUAACAAAGAAACAGAAAAUCCUCUCGAUCAUUUGGAACAUCCUGAUCAUCUAAAGCCUGACAAAGAAGCAGAAAAACCAAUCGAUCAUCUAGGACUUCCUGAUCAGCCAGAUCAUUCAAAGCCUGACAGAGAAACAGAAAAACCUUAUGACCAUAUGGGGCAUCCUGAUCAUCCAGAUCACCCAGGCCAUUUAAAGCCUGAAAAAGAAAUAGAAAAACCUUAUGACAAUAUGGUACAUCCUGAUCACCCAGAUCAUUCAGACCAUUCAAAACCUUACAAAGAAACAGAGAAACCUCUUGAUCAUUUAGAACAUCCUGAUCAUCUAAAGCCUGACAAAGAAACAGAAAAAGGAAUUGAUCAUCUAGGACUUCCUGAUCAGCCAGAUCAUUCAAAGCCUGACAGUGAAAAAGAAAAACCUUAUGACCAUAUGGGGCAUCCUGAUCAUCUAGAUCAUACAGACCAUUUAAAGCCUGAAAAAGAAACAGAAAAACCUUAUGAAAAUAUGGUACAUCCUGAUCACCCAGAUCAUCCAGACCAUUCAAAACCUGAAAAAGAAACAGAAAAACCUCUUGACCAUUUGGAACAUCCUGAUCACCCUGAUCAUCUAAAGCCUGAUAAAGAAACAGAAAAACCAGUCGAUCAUCUAGGACUUCCUGAUCAGCCAGAUCAUUCAAAGCCUGAGAGAGAAACAGAAAAACCUUAUGACGAUAUGGGACAUCCUGAUAUCUCAGAUCACCCAGAUCGUCCAGACCAUUUAAAACCUAACAAAGAAACAGAAAAACCUCUUGAUCAUUUGGAACGUCCUGAUCACCCUGACCAUCUGAAGCCUGACAAAGAAACAGAAAAACCAAUUGAUCACCUUGGACUUCCUGAUCAGCCAGAUCAUUCAAAACCUGACAGAGAAACAGAAAAACCUUAUGACCAUAUGAGGCAUCCUGAUCAUCCAGAUCAUACAGACCAUUUAAAGCCUGAAAAAGAAACAGAAAAACCUUAUGAAAAUAUGGUACAUCCUGAUCACCCAGAUCAUCCAGACCAUUUAAAACCUAACAAAGAAACAGAAAAACCUCUUGACCAUUUGGAACAUCCUGAUCACCCUGAUCAUCUAAAGCCUGAUAAAGAAACAGAAAAACCAGUCGAUCAUCUAGGACUUCCUGAUCAGCCAGAUCAUUCAAAGCCUGACAGAGAAACAGAAAAACCUUAUGACGAUAUGGGACAUCCUGAUCUCUCAGAUCACCCAGAUCGUCCAGACCAUUUAAAACCUAACAAAGAAACAGAGAAACCUCUUGAUCAUUUGGAACAUCCUGAUCACCCUGACCAUCUAAAGCCUGACAAAGAAACAGAAAAACCAAUUGAUCACCUUGGACUUCCUGAUCAGCCAGAUCAUUCAAAACCUGACAGAGAAACAGAAAAACCCUAUGACCAUAUGGGGCAUCCUGAUCAUCCAGAUCAUACAGACCAUUUAAAGCCUGAAAAAGAAACGGAAAAACCUUAUGAAAAUAUGGUACAUCCUGAUCACCCAGAUCAUCCAGACCAUUUAAAACCUAACAAAGAAACAGAGAAACCUCUUGAUCAUUUGGAACAUCCUGAUCACCCUGAUCAUCUAAAGCCUGACAAAGAAACAGAAAAACCAAUUGAUCACCUAGGACUUCCUGAUCAGCCAGAUCAUUCAAAACCUGACAGAGAAACAGAAAAACCUUAUGACGAUAUGGGACAUCCUGAUCUCUCAGAUCACCCAGAUCAUCCAGACCAUUCAAAACCUAACAAAGAAACAGAGAAACCUCUUGAUCAUUUGGAACAUCCUGAUCACCCUGAUCAUCUAAAGCCUGACAAAGAAACAGAAAAACCAAUUGAUCACCUAGGACUUCCUGAUCAGCCAGAUCAUUCAAAACCUGACAGAGAAACAGAAAAACCUUAUGACCAUAUGGGGCAUCCUGAUCAUCCAGAUCAUUCAGACCAUUUAAAGCCUGAAAAAGAAACAGAAAAACCUUAUGAAAAUAUGGUACAUCCUGAUCACCCAGAUCAUCCAGACCAUUUAAAACCUAACAAAGAAACAGAGAAACCUCUUGAUCAUUUGGAACAUCCUGAUCACCCUGAUCAUCUAAAGCUUGACAAAGAAACAGAAAAACCAAUUGAUCACCUAGGACUUCCUGAUCAGCCAGAUCAUUCAAAACCUGACAGAGAAACAGAAAAACCUUAUGACCAUAUGGGGCAUCCUGAUCAUCCAGAUCAUUCAGACCAUUUAAAGCCUGAAAAAGAAACAGAAAAACCUUAUGAAAAUAUGGUACAUCCUGAUCACCCAGAUCAUCCAGACCAUUUAAAACCUAACAAAGAAACAGAGAAACCUCUUGAUCAUUUGGAACAUCCUGAUCACCCUGAUCAUCUAAAGCCUGACAAAGAAACAGAAAAACCAAUUGAUCACCUAGGACUUCCUGAUCAGCCAGAUCAUUCAAAACCUGACAGAGAAACAGAAAAACCUUAUGACGAUAUGAGACAUCCUGAUCUCUCAGAUCACCCAGAUCAUCCAGACCAUUCAAAACCUAACAAAGAAACAGAGAAACCUCUUGAUCAUUUGGAACAUCCUGAUCACCCUGAUCAUCUAAAGCCUGACAAAGAAACAGAAAAACCAAUUGAUCACCUAGGACUUCCUGAUCAGCCAGAUCAUUCAAAACCUGACAGAGAAACAGAAAAACCUUAUGACCAUAUGGGGCAUCCUGAUCAUCCAGAUCAUUCAGACCAUUUAAAGCCUGAAAAAGAAACAGAAAAACCUUAUGAAAAUAUGGUACAUCCUGAUCACCCAGAUCAUCCAGACCAUUUAAAACCUAACAAAGAAACAGAGAAACCUCUUGAUCAUUUGGAACAUCCUGAUCACCCUGAUCAUCUAAAGCCUGACAAAGAAACAGAAAAACCAAUUGAUCACCUAGGACUUCCUGAUCAGCCAGAUCAUUCAAAACCUGACAGAGAAACAGAAAAACCUUAUGACGAUAUGAGACAUCCUGGUCUCUCAGAUCACCCAGAUCAUCCAGACCAUUCAAAACCUAACAAAGAAACAGAGAAACCUCUUGAUCAUUUGGAACAUCCUGAUCACCCUGAUCAUCUAAAGCCUGACAAAGAAACAGAAAAACCAAUUGAUCACCUAGGACUUUCUGAUCAGCCAGAUCAUUCAAAACCUGACAGAGAAACAGAAAAACCUUAUGACGAUAUGAGACAUCCUGAUCUCUCAGAUCACCCAGAUCAUCCAGACCAUUCAAAACCUAACAAAGAAACAGAGAAACCUCUUGAUCAUUUGGAACAUCCUGAUCACCCUGAUCAUCUAAAGCCUGACAAAGAAACAGAAAAACCAAUUGAUCACCUAGGACUUUCUGAUCAGCCAGAUCAUUCAAAACCUGACAGAGAAACAGAAAAACCUUAUGACCAUAUGGGGCAUCCUGAUCAUCCAGAUCAUACAGACCAUUUAAAGCCUGAAAAAGAAACAGAAAAACCCUAUGAAAAUAUGGUACAUCCUGAUCACCCAGAUCAUCCAGACCAUUUAAAACCUAACAAAGAAACAGAGAAACCUCUUGAUCAUUUGGAACAUCCUGAUCACCCUGAUCAUCUAAAGCCUGACAAAGAAACAGAAAAACCAAUUGAUCACCUAGGACUUCCUGAUCAGCCAGAUCAUUCAAAACCUGACAGAGAAACAGAAAAACCUUAUGACCAUAUGGGGCAUCCUGAUCAUCCAGAUCAUUCAGACCAUUUAAAGCCUGAAAAAGAAACAGAAAAACCUUAUGAAAAUAUGGUACAUCCUGAUCACCCAGAUCAUCCAGACCAUUUAAAACCUAACAAAGAAACAGAGAAACCUCUUGAUCAUUUGGAACAUCCUGAUCACCCUGAUCAUCUAAAGCCUGACAAAGAAACAGAAAAACCAAUUGAUCACCUAGGACUUCCUGAUCAGCCAGAUCAUUCAAAACCUGACAGAGAAACAGAAAAACCUUAUGACGAUAUGGGACAUCCUGAUCUCUCAGAUCACCCAGAUCAUCCAGACCAUUCAAAACCUAACAAAGAAACAGAGAAACCUCUUGAUCAUUUGGAACAUCCUGAUCACCCUGAUCAUCUAAAGCCUGACAAAGAAACAGAAAAACCAAUUGAUCACCUUGGACUUCCUGAUCAGCCAGAUCAUUCAAAACCUGACAGAGAAACAGAAAAACCUUAUGACCAUAUGGGGCAUCCUGAUCAUCCAGAUCAUACAGACCAUUUAAAGCCUGAAAAAGAAUCAGAAAAACCUUAUGAAAAUAUGGUACAUCCUGAUCACCCAGAUCAUCCAGACCAUUUAAAACCUAACAAAGAAACAGAGAAACCUCUUGAUCAUUUGGAACAUGCUGAUCACCCUGAUCAUCUAAAGCCUGACAAAGAAACAGAAAAACCAAUUGAUCACCUAAGACUUCCUGAUCAGCCAGAUCAUUCAAAACCUGACAGAGAAACAGAAAAACCUUAUGACCAUAUGGGGCAUCCUGAUCAUCCAGAUCAUACAGACCAUUUAAAGCCUGAAAAAGUAACAGAAAAACCUUAUGAAAAUAUGGUACAUCCUGAUCACCCAGAAUAUCCAGACCAUUUAAAACCUAACAAAGAAACAGAGAAACCUUUUGAUCAUUUGGAACAUCCUGAUCACCCUGAUCAUCUAAAGCCAAAUAAAGAAACAGAAAAACCAGUCGAUCAUCUAGAACUUCCUGAUCAGCCAGAUCAUUCAAUCCCUGACAGAGAAACAGAAAAACCUUAUGAUCAUAUGGGACAUCCUGAUCUCUCAGAUCACGCAGAUCAUCCAGACCAUUUAAAACCUAACAAAGAAACAGAGAAUUCUCUUGAUCAUUUGGAACAUCCUGAUCAUCUUAAGCCUGAUAAAGAAACAGAAAAACCUUAUGGUCAUAUGGGACAUCCUGACUUUCCAGGUCAUCCAGACCAUUUAAAGUCUGAAAACGAAACAGUUAAACCUCUUGACCAUUUGGGGCAUCCUGAGCACCCAGUUUAUACAAAGCCUGACAGAGAAACAGAAAAACCAUCUUAUCAUUUAGGUUUUCCUGAUCAGCCAGAUUAUUCAAAGCCUGAUAAAGAAAAAGAAAAACCAAGUGACCAUCCAGGUUAUCCCGAACAAUCUAUUCAUCCCGAUCUUUUAAUACCUAACAAAGAAACAGAAAAACCAAAUGAUUUUUUUGGACAUCAUGAACAUCCUGAUCAGCCAGAUCAUCUAAAACCUGAGAAAGAAACAGAUAAACCUGCUGAGCAUCCAGGACAUCCUGAUUAUCCUGUUAAACCAGAUCAUCUACAGCCUGACAAAGAAACUGAAAAACCUUUGGACCAUUUAGGACAUCCUGAAAAUCCAGAACUUUUCGGUCACCCAGAUCUUUCAAUGCUUGACAAAGAAACAGGAAAACCAUAUGGCCAUCCAGAUUAUCCCUUUUUACAUACUACUGAAAAACCUACUGUUCAAUCAACCCCCUCCAUUGAACCAAUAUCUUUACCUUUUUCAGAUUUACCUCUUAAACAAAUACAUCCAUCUAGAUUGCCAUUUUUGACUUCAACCAUCAGUGCUCCAGACAGCAACUCGAUCUUUAUUUCUUCUGAUAGAUUAGAUGAUUUGAAGCCUUCAAUCCACCCUUUAGUGCCUACAACAAAUCCUAUUGUGGAUAGUCUAUCUUCUACAACGACUCCUGAUAUUCCCAUACCUACUACAACUUUAGAUUUAAAUGUUCCUACCAUCAAACCUUUGUUGGUAGAUUCGGAUCAUUCUGUUACGGUAACGACUCCUGCAAUUUUAAAAGCAACUUCAACUCCAUCUCCUAAUAGUACACAUCUUAGUGGCGUUCCAAGCUUUGAUAUUUUAAUUUCGUCAACUGGAAGUAAAAACUGUGGGAAUAGUUUUCCAUGUUGGCCAACAGACUACUCCCUUUCCCACGCAAUUCACCCAUGCUGUACAAAUCAAAGUUCUACUAAUAAAUGCAAUUGUCAAUGUAUCUUUCUCAAUAUGCUAAUUCAACUUGAAGGUCACCAUAAACCAACUUUUUUAUGCCAUAAAAGAACAUUUAGAAAUCCUGGAUUCAUUAUUUCAGAUAAAGGUAAGUAUCCAGAUAAGCGGUGUCUUCAACUUCCGAUCGAUCUUUCAAAAUCAAGAAGAUAUUUGUGUUAUUCGCGUGCUUCAGGCUAUAAAUUGGGAUGGUCUGAUAAUUUAAGAGAUAAUAAAUGCAUUCGAUCAAAUGCGAUAUCGAAAAAACUAUGUUUGUUUUGAUACUUUUUAUAUUUAUUGUA
Messenger RNA from Hydra vulgaris (swiftwater hydra), 15581 nucleotides. RefSeq lists its product as uncharacterized. Gene Ontology annotation, biological process: proteolysis. NCBI's taxonomy places the organism in Eukaryota, Metazoa, Cnidaria, Hydrozoa, Anthoathecata, Hydridae. The record is from RefSeq and is a predicted model, not a curated record. Gene Ontology annotation, molecular function: metalloendopeptidase activity; zinc ion binding.